Schistocerca nitens (vagrant locust) is the source of this 2726-nucleotide messenger RNA. Its product is annotated as phenoloxidase 1-like. Gene Ontology annotation, molecular function: oxidoreductase activity. Lineage: Eukaryota; Metazoa; Arthropoda; Insecta; Orthoptera; Acrididae. The transcript has 13 exons. The coding region runs from base 15 to 2132 and encodes 705 amino acids. The record is from RefSeq and is a predicted model, not a curated record.
UCGUGGACUGCGCGAUGCCAUACAAGCUCCGUGGACUAAAAGCUCAGAGGCCACAAAUAAAACCAGUAAGAAAGCAGUCGAUGCACCCAAGGGAUAAAAUGAAAUUUUUUCAUUUGGUGAUGGAACGGCUCAAUGAACCUAUUUCUGUGCGGAAAGGAAUUGAUAGAGAUACUGCCUUCAGUAUUCCACCAGGGUACCAUAGUGAUCGUUUUCAAACUGUGGACAUUGUCGACAGGAGUGGCUUUCCUGGAAGCCUGCAACAGGUUGAUAUUAAGCAAAUAAAGCUGCCUGAUAUAACUUCUCCCAUGAAACUUGAUUGGAAUGAGAAUUUUUCAAUAUUCCUACCAGCACACCGAGAAUAUGCUGCAGAGCUGGUCAAAAUUUUCAUGGAGAUGGAGAAUGUUGAAGACCUUCUAUCUGCUUCAGUUUACUGUAGAGAGCGUAUAAAUCCUUAUCUUUUUGUUUAUGCAAUGUCAGUGGCUAUAACACACAGAACAGAUACACUGCACCUGCCUUUGCCUUCAUUGGCUGAGGUUUUCCCUGACAAAUUCAUGGAUAGAGGGAUUUUUUCAAAAGCUAGACAGGAAGCAAACAUCGUGCCACCAGGCUCAAGGGUUCCUAUUGAAAUUCCAGUGGACUACACUGCAUCCAACCUUGAUCCUGAACAUCGUGUGGCAUAUUUCCGUGAGGAUAUUGGGAUCAACUUAUGUCACUGGUACUGGCAUAUAAUUUAUCCAGGUCAAGGACCAUUUCCAAUGAAUGGUACAGAUCGUGCUGGUGAGCUCUUUUACUACUACCACCAACAAAUUGUGGCCAGGUAUGACUUUGAACGACUCAGCAAUGACUUAGGGAGGGUGGAGAGAUUUAUUGACUGGCACAAACCUAUUAAAGAAGGUUAUUUCCCUAAACUUGACAACAUCCUUGCAAGUAGAGUGUGGCCUUCAAGGCAGGCAAAUUCUAAACUUCAAGACAUUAAUCGGAAAAUUGAUCAAUUUGAACUUGACAUUCAAGACCUGGAGAGAUGGCAAGACAGGCUUUAUGAUGCUAUACACAGAAGAGCAGCCAUUGAUGAUAAGGGAAAUACAGUGCCCUUAACUGAAAAUACUGGCAUGGAUAUUCUGAGUCACAUAUUACAGUCAACUAUACUUUCUAUUAACCAAAAUUACUAUGGCCAGCUGCACAACUUUGGGCAUCUUUCUAUUAGCUGGAUUCAUGAUCCUGAUGGAAGAAAUCUUGAAGGAAUUGGCGUAAUGGGAGAUACGGCAGUGGCAAUGAGAGAUCCAGUUUUCUAUAGAUGGCACAAAUACCUUGAUGAUAUCUUCCAAGAACUUCAAAAUAUGUUUGCAAGGUAUACAGUUCAACAGUUGGACUUUCCGGGUGUUACAAUCUCUUCUGUGGAUGUUGUGUCCAAAGGGGCACCAAGGAAUGAAUUUGCUACAUUUUGGCAAAAGAGUGACAUUGAUCUGUACAGAGGUCUUGACUUCACACCUCGAGGAUCAGUAUUUGCCCGUGUCACUCAUUUGCAACAUGCUCCAUUUAAAUAUAUCAUAGAGGUCAACAAUGCUGGACCUCCUCAAAAGGGUACGUUGAGAAUAUUUAUGGCACCAAAGUAUGAUGAACGUGGAGUUCCGAUGUUAUUUCGAGAUCAGAAACAUCUCUUCAUAGAGCUUGAUCACUUCACUGUGAGGAUGGAUCCUGGUUGCAACAAGUAUGAGCGACACUCAAUAGAGUCAUCAGUAACAGUUCCAUCAGAACGAACAUUUAGUAAUUUAAAUAGUUCUGACCCAAGAAAAGAAGAAGGUUUUGCUUACUGUGGCUGUGGAUGGCCACAACACAUGCUUAUCCCAAAGGGCACAACUGAAGGAUUUCCAGCAGAACUGUUCGUCAUGAUAACCGACUACAAUAUUGAUAAGGUAGAGCAACCACCACCAGAGGGAUGUCAGCAGCCUUUUAGCUACUGUGGAUGGCGCCGUCGCCUCUUCCCAGACACAAGAGCAAUGGGAUAUCCAUUUGAUCGAAUGCCUCGUGCUGGAGUCAGCACCCUGCAACAGUUUCUCACACCCAACAUGAAAGUGGUUGAUGUCAAAAUAAGAUUCAACAAAAAAGUUGUUGCUUCACGUUAUGCUAGUUGAGCCUGAUGUACAAUAUUCUAAUGUCUGAGGAUACCAGAUAUGUGUUGCUGUGUGUUAUACAGUUCCCAACAAUAAUUUAUGUGUGAGCAUUAAACCGUAACUCUCAUGGGCAUGAGUAAUUUGAUGUAACACAAACAUCUGUACAUCCAUAAAAGGUUGUAAUAACAUUCAUUGCACACAAACAAAUAAAAUAAAAUACAUAAGCAUGGCAAGGAAAGUUCUUGCAGAAUGUAAGUAAUUUAGGAGUAAAGGAGGCCACUCACCAAAUUAUAGAAGCAUUGAGUCAGUGACAGGCACACAAAAAAGAAUGAAAACUUGACCUGCAAAGUUUUCAUCCUUUUUGUGUGUCUUUUGAUGAUUCAGUGCUUCUGCUUUCUGGUGAGUAGUCACCUUUACUCCCAAUUGGGAGUUAAUGAAGCCAAUCACCAGAUAGUAGAAGCAGUGAAUUUUUCAUCUCUCUCUUUCUCUCUUGCAGUAAUGACUAUGUGAAGCAUACUGUUAUUGCAUAUGCAUGUUUAGAAUUAAUAGGAAAUAAAAUACCAUAACAUUGCCAAAGUACAAAUAGUGGUACAAAAUAAAUUUUUAAUUACUAAA